AUGGAAACCAUUUCUUCUAGACCUACUACUACAGCCACCAACACACAUGCUAUGAAAAAUAGAGCCAAGAGUGGGAUUCACAAGCCCAAGGGUUUUCUAACAACUCUAGAUCAUUCUUCUAUUAAGGAAGAUAUGCAAAUUGAUGAAUGGAAAUCAACAAUGCUUGAAGAGCUCUUUGCUUUAAAAAGAAACAACACUUGGCAGCUAGUUAAUCUUCCUAAAGGCAGACAACCAAUCAGCUGCAAAUGGAUUUUUCGAGUUAAGGAAAAUGCAGAUGGCACAAUAAACAAAUACGAGGCACACUUGGUAGUUAAUGGCUUCCACCAACAAGCUGGAUUUGACUUCUUCAAAACUUUCAGCCCAUUUGUGAAGCCAAUCACUAUAUGA
Messenger RNA from Humulus lupulus (European hop), 387 nucleotides. RefSeq lists its product as uncharacterized. NCBI's taxonomy places the organism in Eukaryota, Viridiplantae, Streptophyta, Magnoliopsida, Rosales, Cannabaceae. The transcript has a single exon. The coding region runs from base 1 to 387 and encodes 128 amino acids. The record is from RefSeq and is a predicted model, not a curated record.